Pantherophis guttatus is the source of this 9435-nucleotide messenger RNA. The record is from RefSeq and is a predicted model, not a curated record. NCBI's taxonomy places the organism in Eukaryota, Metazoa, Chordata, Lepidosauria, Squamata, Colubridae.
AUGCAGUAUUUCUUGACCUCAGCAGCUUUAAAAUGUGUGGCCUUCAACUCCCAGAAUUCCCCAGCCAGCAUCUAGCAAGAUCCUUAUCUAAAAACGUGUUUGACCUCUUUUUAUUGAAAAGGAUAAAAAUGGUUCGUCAGUUAUAUUGGGCCUGUCAAGUUGCUAGCAUAGUUUUCCCCUUCUGAUCUGGCCAUCUUUUUCCCCUUCGCCUAACCCACAGGUGUCAAACACGCGGUGUCACGUUGCCGUCACAUGACGUUUCACAACGUUUUCCUCCUUCACGGGGGGAGGGGGGAGCUGCCAGUUUGACACCCCUUCGCCUAGCCUAGCUGCCCUCUGCUAGAACCUCCGUUGCCCUCAGAGCGGGGAAGGUGGGUCCAUUGUCCAUGAAUUUCUCCAGUUGAUCAGCAGAGGUAGAGUUCCCUUCUAGGAUUAUUUUUUUAAAAAUGUGUAUCAUGCAUUAAUGAAAAAUCAAUAAUACUUAUUAACUUGUUCACCACCCAACUCUCAACUAGGCAACUCAAAACAAUCCAAAUAAUUACAAUAAAACAAAAGGAAAAGUUAAAGGAUGGCCAGUGCAGAGUCUCCCUCCCUGACCGAAGCCUCAGUGAAGAGGCUGCUUUGAGCUCUUUUGAGGGGAAAAGAUGCUCCCAGACUCCUCCUCCAUGUUUGGCCAGGAUGAGCUCUGAGUUCCUCCAUGUAUUCCUACCCUGAAUCAGUGACAUCUGAAGCACUUCCUCUGGCUUUCAUCAUAAACACCGCAGUAGCGCAUGCUGAAUUCUAGAACCUGAUUCGAGUUCUGACAUGUCCACAGAGCAGAGGGUGUCCUGCUGGUCACAGGUCUUGCAUGGGGGGACCUUGCUGUGCAGAACUCAGAUUGUCAAAUUAAGACCUGGCUGUCAUGAACCGGAGCCGCCACACACACACACAGCCAGCUGCAUAUUUCCAUAAUCCUCUUUGUGGAAACCAGGCAGAAGAAAGCCCAGCAAAAGUGCAAGUGGUGUCUGAAAAGCAAUCCAGGCUCCCGAAAGAAGCUCCAGGUAUGAAGGCUGAGGGGACUGGGCUGUUUUGUAACACGGGAGAGCCCAGGGCCCAAGCGAGGACAGGUGUGCUGCUUGAGGCCAGUCAGUGCUCAGGUGGAGUUGCAGUUUCAGGAAAUGGCAGCUUCGUCUCUCAAGAGCUUCUCAGUCCUGCCUCGUCUGAAGAAGAAGAAGAACCAGCCUUUGCCAGACAGGCUGGGGAAGAGAAGUUUCAGAAUUCAGGCCAAGAAAUGAAUGCCGUUUUUAACAGUCCAUCAGUUCAGCAAGAAACGUUUGGCACACCCAGUAAACACAGCCUUGCUCUGGCUUUGGAAGCUUGCCCACCAGGCAUGAGGCUUGAAACCACAGGUCAGGCUUUUGAAGGCAGCACACCUUGGGGUGACCGCAUGGAUCUCUCUGAGGCUGCCCGUGAAGUACAAGAGGGAAGCUUAAAGAGCAGUCCGAGCGAUGGAAGGAUGGAGGAUCUGGGAGAAGCCUCUGAGCUGCAAAUGGCUGAGGCUCCGUUACAGGCAGGGAGCCCUCGGGGAGAGCUGUCCAACGUUGAGCACAAGAGGGAUGACAGCGUGGAUCUUUUUUCUAGCCCUGUGCAUAAAGGAAUAAUUGACAUCCAGAAAGGAUCUGCUGUGCACGGCUGCUGGAGAGGAGGUGGAGAACGUUUUCCUUCAGAACACGGCAGAUUUCUAAGUCCAGAUGAACAGCUAACGGGGCCAAAAGACCGGCAUUCCGAAAUUGGCUGCUCCUCCCUUUGUGAUGUUGUCCAAGCAGCAUUUGAAGAUGAGCUAAGAGUGAGCUCUUCAGAGGCCAGCAGUGUUCAAGAGGAUAGAAGUUCUUCUCUCAGCCAUGAAAAAUGUAUCACUUUGGGAAAAGGAAAUGGAGCUCUUUUGUUGAAAAGAAAUAACUUUGGGUUCUUUCAGAACAGUUGCAGUAUAAAGUCUGCUUCUGCGUUUCUCAGCUGCUUGGCUCCUCAGCUGAACUUGAGGGGGAAUGGCUUGCCCCUCCGAGUGGAGCCUAAGGACAAUCUGAGGACGGCCCUCCUGCUCUAUGAUUUAGCUCUGCCUCGGUGUGCUACCAGUUCUUUCCGUGUCACAGAGAUCAGUGUGUGUGCUGAUGAAAAAAGCCUUAAAGUCCCUCAGCUCCAUGGCCCAUCUCCAAUUGCCCAGAAAGCUGACCCAGGCUCAGGUCAUGGAGGGCCCAUGGACAGCCUGUCUCCAGAGGGAGUCAUUGUGAUGCGAAGCACCGGUGCCUCGCUUCAUCACAAGGAAGCAUUUGCUCCAAGCCAAGCCAUUGGCAAACUCCAGGCAGUAAUGAAUGAAGGGGCCUGGGAGAUGGUCAGAUGGGUGCUGAGAGGGGCAGAAAAUGGGGAGAUUGCUAUGGAACCCUUCUGGAGAAAAGCACUCCGCUUUAGUGACCGAACCGUGAAUGAUCUUUCUUCUGCUCCAGAGGAGAUCUACGCCCUGGCAAGGAAUAUCUUCUUAGAUUGCAAAAAUCUGCAAAGAGGCAGAAGAGGGGCAGCCACCCAAAUCUCCUUCAGCUUGGGAAUAAGCCCAGCCCUUUUGGAGUCCAGUGUGAGAUUCUUUUCUCUCCAGAAAUGUUUCAGUUGCUCUCCCUACAGAAGUAACUGGGUGGCCUUGGAUAGGGCCGGAAGCCCCUUGGGCUCUGUUCAUCCUCUGGAGGUUCCUUGCUCUAAUCUGCCAAAGGCAGAAGCUGAAAACCAGCGUGUUGAUGGUGGAGAUGCUUUUGGUGGUUCCAAAAGCAUUCUGCAGAGGAAGAGUAAUAUUUUCUCUCCCUAUGGAAGAGUAGAAGUCCACAAAGCUUCCUUUGGAGCUGAUGCUGGUGGAAUGAAAACAAUAGGAAAUGCAACAGUACGUAACAAUACUAGACUGUUCUUUCAUCUUGCAUUUGAUGGAGACUUGAGCAAAACUUUCCUUCUUUGUAGAGCCACUUUUAGGAAAGGUCAGUGCCUAGAAGAGGAAGAACCAUAUCGGAUUCACCCCUCUUCCCCAGCAUGUCACCUCUCUUACUUAAAUAAAAAAGGCUCCUCUUUAUGUACUAAACAUUCAGCUCAGCAGAGGGAACCCAUUUAUCAGAUGAAAAUAUUUCUUUAUCCAUGUUAUUUCCUUGAUUGUUGCACCUUGUUUGAACAGAAAAAUGAUUCACCAAAGACAGAGUUUCUAAAAUGCCAGCAGCCUUCCUUAAUUUUCUACAAGAAACUAAGUCAUCAUGAUUUGCAAACUGUUAUCAGUUCGGCUAUAAAAUAUGUCCGGUGUAAUAAAAAUGAAUCAUUGCAUUCAAAGAUGGAACUGAAAGUAACCCCACCAGCUCCUGCACUUUUAACAGAAUAUCAUCAAGGUCCAUUUCAAGAAAUCAUUGUUGAAUCAUCCAAUAAUAAUACAGGGUCAGAAUUUACUGGCAAUCAACUGAAUGAAGACUUUUUAGAAUCACAAAGUCCCAGGACACUAUUCAGAUGCUCAGAGUCUACUUCUGAGUUACUGAACCAGAAUGAUUUUGUGAAAAAUCGGGCUCAGUCGAAGACCGAUGAUCUCCAUUUUGCCUCUGAAUCAGUCCACAAAAGUCUAUCAGAGUUCAAUAUUAUAAAUGGAUUAUUGUCUGCCAGCAAAUUGGUUUCAUCUCCUUUUCAAACAGGCUCUACAGUGUCUGCCAAAAUUAAAGGUCAGGAAAAAAUGAAAGGACUACUUUUAAAAUCAUACAGAAAAAGAAAAAUACCUAGCUUGAUAUCUGCAGGCUUAGGCUCCCAGAAUAAAAAAAUGUGCUUAUUUCCAAAAGAGGCAGCAUUAAUGUCCCCUUCUUUGAAAGCUCACAGCUCUCCUCCUGCCCAGCGGCACUGCCGAGGGGCUCUCCUGCUUGAAAGAGAAGCUGAUGGCUGCAGCCAGCCCUUCGGUUUGGGAAGCGAAAGGCUGAGCAGCUCCCCCAGACGAGAUGCGGCUGCAGCCUGCCCUCUAACUCACAAGAGGACAUGCCAGCGUUUCAAGGGUCCCAGCGGAGGAGCGCCUGUAUCCCUGUAUCCUUUAGAGCAGUUCUUGGAAGCCAAACAGGAUUUGGAAGCCAGCCCAAGAGAGGCCGGCCGGACAGCUAGGAUGGCGGAAGGAUUUCCAGUUCGCAUUCUUUCUGACACUAAGGAGUCUUCAGAAGCCCUCCUGGAAAAUGUAAUGCUUCCUUUCAGGGGUGGGAAGGUCACAUUUUCAUUCAAGGCCGCGAUACACCCAGGACUUCCUCUUGGCUUACCUGAAGGCAUUUCAGAAUCUGAUUCCAGGAAAGCCACAGAUUCCCCAGAGCCAUCGGUGACCUGGGGGCAUGUAGAGAGCCCGAGUUGUGCGCUACAGGCGAAACUUUUCUCUUCCUCAAUGAAAGCAGCAGAAACCCUCUGCAGCUCAGUGUCAUCAUCUUCUGGCCUAAAAGGUGGGAGGUUAGCAAGCUCCCCCACAGGGCCCAGUAUGAAAGAAAGACGUUUGCUGAAGGUCGAGAGCGGACAGGAGCUGGCAGGAGGCUCAGAGAAAGGGCUGGAAGGGCACAUGGUGGCUGAGCGUAUCGGGAGGGGAGAUUCUGAAGCAGGGCCUCAGCUGCCACCCCCAAAAGCCAAGCCCCAAGUGGGAAGGAGCCUUGCAACUGGACAGCCUCCAGGCAACGUCUCCAAUGAGAAUGCUGCACGGCCCACUUUGGCAUCUCUAGGAAGAGCCGGGCAGAAGAGGCGGCAGCAGGAACCCCCUUUCCACACGCGAAGCGAAUCAAAAAGGCAAAAGAGAGGCCGCAGGUGGGUAGAGACGGCAAGCCUGAAUCUUCACUUCUGGAAUCGUAGCCGGCAGGCCAACCGGUGGCCUAGCUCCAUUGGAGCUUUCAGCAGCUUCGCUCGAGCUGUUGGCUGCCGUCAAAGCAGAAGCACUGGCAUCUUUGGGUAUUUGCGCCUGCAAAGACCUUUUCCAACAUUCGGGAAAGUGGCCUGCAUAAAAGUUGGCAUGCCAAACCGGCGAAGGGCACCAAAACCUCUGGCAUCCAAGGGCCCCUCUGAGACGUUCCCUGGGGAAAGGGGGCAGCUUGUUUAUUCUGCACAAUUAGCCACUGAGCCGGCAGCCCCGCAAGCCAUUCUUUGGGACCCCCCAGCAAAGCAGCAAGGCCACCGGAGCAGCACUCUGACCUCCUUCUGGCUCACCGGGCAGCCCAAAGAUGCCGCCUUGUUGACGAGGCUCUCCUGGUUAGCUGAGAAAUUGCUGCCCCCCCUAUGCCAGCCCUUCCCGCCUCGCAGGGUGCUGCUUUCUUCAGCUGCCAAGUGGAGCCCGCUUAGGAGGAGGAGGAGGCUGCUGGAAAUCUUCUCCUUCGUCAGUUUAAAGUUGCGCUCUCCCCCAUGGUUCAGCAGCUGCUGCUUCAAGAUGGAGGGCUCCCAGGCUCUGCCCGUUUAUUCCAUUGAGUCGACAAUCCUGUGCUUCUUUGAGCUGAGCAGCGACAGUUCCUGCGGGUUCAGGACUCCGGUUUUCCCAGUGUCUUUCCCUCACCAAAUGGACAUUGGCCCCACCAGGAAGCUCCCCAAGACUGGGUCCCCAAGCCUCAUCCCCAGAUUUGCUCUGGGGCGUCCACAACUUCAGCAGCCCUCUGCGUGGAGCCUCUCUUUCCUUCUGCCUCAGAGAUGCCCAGAUAUCACGGGGGCAAUCCAGAAAGACGCUGAGCCCGGUUCUGCAUCGGCCUCCAAGGAGGGAAAGGCCAUUGCUCGCAGUACGGGCUGCCCGACCCCCGGCCUCCCUACAGCCUUAGCUUUGUUUUCCCCCGGCUGCUACCGUGCUUGGACGAGGAGAAGACGACACCCCAGCAGUCGAAUCCCAGCGGUCCAGCGGCUGAGCCAGCUGCAGUUUGCUCAGGGCUUAAAGGGGUUCCAGUGUUACACUUCUGUGUCGGCCGACCUCUUCCCUUCCUUGCCCUCUUUGCUGGGCAGCGUCCUGUCCAUCUGGAGCCAGCAUGGACCGUCCACCCAUCUCUCCGAAUCCACUGCUCUGCAUUCCAGUUCCAGCAAAGGACAAGCAGCCCUCCCUGCCACGGCCGGCCUGAGCCACAGAAGCAGCCUAAGUUUGCCUCCCCUGGUGCCCGGCCUGCCAAGUGACACUUCCAGGGCUGUGAAGAACGACGUGAGGUUGGAAUCCAUCUUGUCUGUGCUGUUGCCAACAUCUUGCCAAGCUCCCGAACCGGCUGACCCUCCUUUAGGCUUUCCAGCUCUUGGAUCUGGAGAUGGAGACGAAGCUUCUGUCCCGGCAUCGCCUAAGACUGGAGCUCAGCUUGAAAAAGAUGAGUCGGAGAACAGGCCAAAGAAAGUGUCUCAGAUCCGCAUUCGGAAGACGAUUCCUAAGCCAGACCCCAACCUCACCCCCAUGGGGCUUCCCAGACCAAAGAGGUUAAAGAAGACCGAAUUCAGCUUGGAGGAAAUCUAUACCAAUCAGAAUUACAAAUCUCCCCCAGCAACCAGGUGCCUGGAAACCAUUUUUGAAGAGCCAAAAGAGAAAAAUGGGUCUUUAAUCUCUAUCAGCCAGCAGAAGAGAAAACGGAUUUUGGAGUUCCAGGACUUCACCAUUCCCCGAAAGAGGAGAGCUCGCAGCAGAGUCCGGGUGAUGGGCGGCUACACUCGGGCGCAGAAGGCGGCCAUCGAAGGAAGGGAACUUGACGUCCUCCUCAUUCAGAAACUGACCGACCUUGAGACCUUCUUUGCCAAGGAGGAGACACAGGAACAAGCUUCAUCGGGUAGUUGAGUUUGGGUCAAUCUGCCGGAAGAGCUUGUGGCGCUUCAAUGAUCUGGUGUGCCUGGGAAGGGAAUCUUGUUUUCCCAAGGUUGGACCAACCUACCUGACUGAACCAUAUAGUGAUAUUUUCCUACAUGUUGGAGGAGAAUAAUUAAUUUCUGUUAACCUUAUGAAACAGCCCUGUCUUUAGCCUCCAUUGUCACAAGGAAUUUACAUCUGUGGGGUUGGUUUUUUGUUUUUUUUUAAUAAAAAAGGCUAAACAAAGGCUACAGCACCUUCAGAGACCUUAGGAUUGUAAAGACUUCCCGAAGUUAGCCGUGGGUUUGCCUCUGCUGCUCUUCUUGUUCUUGAACCCUAGUAAUGUGGCAGCCAGGACGAAGGAUUUUUAAGGUUUUGUUUUGUUUAGUUUAGUUUAGUUUUGUUUGUUUCUAGCAAAUCUCCUUAGUUGCAUCGUUGGGCAGCAGGGCCCACUGUGUCCAUCAGCAAGCAUGUUUUGCUCAAAGAAGAGAAGCUGUGUGUGGCAUCCAAAUUGUGUUCUGUGGCAGACAUACCUAGUUAUGGCACUUUGUUUGUUUUGCUGCAUGGGGACCCAGCACAGAGGUUCAUUAGAGACGCAGGAACCCUAGGAAGUGGCUUUGCUCUCUUCCGCCUUCAUCAGUCUGUUCUGCAGGCUUCCUCUCUCUUAUGUCUUGGAAUUAGGGCUAGCGAACUUGUAGGAAAUUUUAAUUGUGAUGUGACGCCAGAAUGCAAUGAGACCUCAACAAUCCUUCAUUUUUGUGUGUGUGUGUUCCUUCUACCACCUCGACUAUCGCUCAACACCUCUCCUUGAUUCCCAUUUCCUGAUUGUGACUUGUUUGGGUCCCAAAUGGAGUGAAUUGUACAAAUGCAGCAUAAGAAGGUGGUUGGGAGCAUGAGUAGCAGCGUGUUACUAGAUCCUGGUGAAAGUAGCAGCUGUAAGAAGCCACACGGAAGAAAUGUUAGACUUGUACUUUUCCUUAGGGGUGCUUGGGAGAUUUAAACAUUUAUCUUAAAUGAAAAUUUUACAUGAUGAUCAACAGCUGUUUGCUGUCUAUAGUGCCUAUAAUUUGGGGCAGGUUUAAUGGCUGAAUCGUUCAAAGGGUUUGCCUUUUGCUUCCUCUCUCUCAUCUAAAAUUUGCACUUUUGGUACCUUCAGGCUCAUGUGAACGCUUCAUAUCACCUGUGGAGUGGAGGCAAAUGAGGGUAUGCAGACAGGGAUGAAAAUGGUGGACUCUUCCUUGAGCUUGCAUUCCAUACCUGAACAGGCAAAACGAUGAAAUUGGCCUUGUAGAUGACAGAGGGCCUUAAAAACAGAGAAGUAGAGGGGCCUUGCCACACGUGUGCCUGGAAGUAGAAAUGUAGCAUUUCUGCUCCACAUUGUUUUCCCACUGAGAAAAAGAGAAUGGGAACCCAAUAGUUGAGAGCCAGAGCUGGUUUCCCGUCUGACUGGGUCAUUAUGUGUUUGCUGCUGCAUGCAAAUUGGUGACACCGGAGAGUCUCCCUUCGUACUUUGGAUCAUUGUAGAAGAUGCCCGAUUGUCUGUAAUCUCCACAUUUUGGGUGGGCUGAGCGGAAUCAUUUAUUAGACGUAUCCUUUUGUCCCAUAGUGGGAUUUUAUGACAUGACACGCCAGUACAGAUGCCAAUGUGGUGGCUCAGAGGUGGAACUGCUGCUGCUCUGACUGCAGCCGGGCAGGCGACUACUUGGCAUUCCUCUUCUUCUGGCAACCUUAAACUGGCCGUUGGCGUGCUUCAUCCCUUUUCUCGGUGUUUUAUCAAUUACAUUGAUGUGAAGACAAGGAUUCUCAGUGUGGUUUUGCUGCAGCUGUCCAGAAGAACAGGGCUCUCCAACCGUGGUGACUUUAAGCUGGUGGACUUCAACUCCCAGCAUAGCUGGCUGAGGAAUUCUGGGAGUUGAAGUCCACAAGUCUUAAAGUCGCCAGGGCUGGAGACCCCUGCAGAAGAAAAUACGGCCACUGAAGUGACAGGGUGGGACCUAUGGUCCACCAAGGGAGCUCCACCUCGGAGGGGGCCAGAGUGGGGGGGCUGCUGCUGCUGAAAGGCCCUCAGACCAGGCCUGCAAAAGGCAGCCUGCCUUCAAGCAGCAUUCUCCCCAGGCGAGGACCCAAUUCUCACCUGAUUUUCAGUACAAUCAUGAAAAAGAUUCUACUAAGAGCACUUGAAAGAAAACUCUUCUCAGGAAAAUGCGGAGGCAACCAAGGAUGUGAUUAAGCUUUUUUUUGGGGGGGGGGGGGGGAAGACUGUAAUAUUUCCUAAAAUCUAAUUGGGAAAGGGCUGUGCCUAUCUGGGAGAAAUGGGGGGGGGUCCACUCUUCAUGCAGGUAUCAUGGGGCCAAGAGCAGCUCUUAAGCUCCAACAGAUGGUUUCUGAGCCCGGUCAGACCGCCCCCCCCCCCCCCCCGGGAGCCUCUUCUGGGCUGUCAUUGGGAGCAGCUUGAAAGGAAGACCGCCUGGUUAGCCUUCUCGUAAUCCAAACCAAAUGGGAAUUUGCACACUUCUGUACUGGUGGCUGUUCUGUGCCAUUAUCACAUGGUUUUUGUUUAUUCCUGUAUUUUAUUUUAUUCUUUAGUUUCAAAUUCACUUUUUCUAGUGUUUAAAUUAUGGAAAUAAAAAAUUUAAACAAAA